UUAAGCUAAUAGCAGGUAAUCUCAUUGCGUUCGCCAAAGCACUAAAAAAAAAAUUCUAAUGUUCAUCUAGUGUUCGAUUGAAGCUUUGGGUUAAUCAAAUUACGGUUUGAGAUUUUGUCAACAAGAAAGAAGAGAAGGAAUAAAGAGAAUUAAUGAAGGAGAUGAAGAUGGAGGAGAUAAAGAAAAAGUUGAAGAGAUCAAAUGUAUUGAUAGGAAUGUUAACAGUUCAAGCAAUAGCAACUGGAUUACAACUUCUUUCAAAGGUGAUAUUAAGUAAAGGGACCUUUGUUUUCGCACUCAUGGCUUACCGUCAUGUCGUCGCCACUCUAUGUAUCGCACCUUUUGCUUUUAUUUGGGAAAGAGAUAGCUUGAAGAAAGUGACAUGGUCCGUUUUUUUCUGGCUUUUCAUGAUCGCAUUAACCGGGAUUAUAAUGGCUAUGGGACUUUUCUAUUAUGGCCUCCGAGACACGACUGCAACAUAUGCUACUAACUUCCUCAAUCUAAUUCCAAUAGUGACCUUUAUCUUCUCAACUGUAUUACGUGUUGAAAAGCUAAGAUUGAAGACCAAGGCUGGUAAAGUUAAACUUAUAGGUGCAAUGUUGUGCUUGGCUGGAGCACUGACUAUUACACUCUACAAAGGCAAAGUGUUCCAUAUCAGUCAUCACAACAAGCAUCAAAAUAGUUCCAAGGAUCAUACGAAUAUGGUUCGUGGAACUAUUUUCUUGAUAUGUAGCUGCAUGUCUUAUGGUUGUUGGUUCCUUAUACAGGCCAAGGUGUCCAAAGUGUUCCCCUACAAAUAUUCUUCAACAUUUAUUAUAUGUGUAAUAGCAACGAUCCAAAGCGUGGUAAUUGGAUUAUGCAUAGAUAGAAGAAAGGUUUCUUGGAAAGUGGGAUUGAAUUUGCAGCUAAUCACUAUCUUCUACUCGGGAGCGUUAGCAACGGCAGCAACAUUUUGUCUGAUAUCAUGGGCAGUUGCAAGAAGAGGACCAACGUACCCCUCUAUGUUCAAUCCUCUGUCUUUGAUUUUUAUAGCUAUCACAGAAGCUGCCUUUCUUGGUGAAGAGAUCAGUAUCGGAAGCUUGAUUGGCAUGUUUCUGAUCAUAGUGGGAUUGUACUCGUUCCUGCGGGCAAAGAGCAAAGAGCUCACAGUACGAAUUGAAUCGGAUGCAGUGGAUGCUGAAGCAUCACCACCUCAAAAUGAAGGAAUGCAUUCUAUAAAUAUGGAAAUUCCAAUUUUAGCUCGUGAAAGUGCUAAAUUUCAAUCCCCUAUUCAAACACAAGAAGCAAAGGAAUCCAAUGUGUCCAGCAAGAUAAACAAAUUAACAGAAAAGUAGUAUAAAGUUUUGGUGAUGAAUGAUUUAGUAGGAGUUGCUUUCGACGACAUUUGGAGGGACCAGUUUUGCCAAGGGCUGGGCAUAUACCGGGUAAAACUGAUAAUCCGAACCGUUAAUUUUUUAUUAAGUUAUCGGUAUUGGGUUAUUGGGUUAUCGGUUCGGGCCUCGAUUUGCCAAUUUUAUUAAUGGGUUAACCGAUAACCCCAUAAGAAUUAAUAAAAUUACGACUUUAUCCUUAAGUAUAUACAAAUGUUAGGGCUUCAGUUCAUUCUCUCCUAUUCUUUCUCAACCCCACUCUUCAGUUGCUUCUUCUUCAUUCUUCAUUCUUCAUUCUUCAUACACCUUACUAGUUACUCCUAGCGUAAAUCUUUAGUAUACUAUAUGUGAAUUCUUCUCUUUUUUGCUUAACUCCGAUGAAUUGUCUUUUUUUUUUUUUGCUUAACUC
Molecule: messenger RNA, 1779 nt
Organism: Nicotiana tabacum (common tobacco)
Lineage: Eukaryota; Viridiplantae; Streptophyta; Magnoliopsida; Solanales; Solanaceae
Product: WAT1-related protein At5g64700
Cellular component (GO): membrane
Molecular function (GO): transmembrane transporter activity
Source: RefSeq, a predicted model, not a curated record